AUGCCCAAUACAAAUGAGAAAAAAAAAGAAACAUCUGAUGAAUUUAAAAAAAUUGCUGGUAUACCAAACAUUCUUGGUGCAAUAGAUGGUACUUACAUUAGCAUAAGAAAACCUAAACAUAAAAUUAGAUCUACAUAUGUCAAUAGGCACCAUGAUUGUUCUAUAACACUUCAAGCUAUUUGUGAUGCUAAGAAAAAAUUCCUUGAUGUUUUCACUGGGACCCCUGGUAAAAUGCAUGAUGCACGGAUUCUACAAAUGUCAUUUAUUUAUAAAGACCAAUAUUUGUAUGAAGUGUGUGGAUCUAAGUUCCAUAUAUUAGCUGAUUCAGCUUACCCUUUGGAAGAGAACAUAAUAACUCCAUUUAAAGAUUAUGGUAAUCUUACUGUUACCGAAAAACAGUUUAAUAAAAAUCAUUCUAAAACAAGAGUUGUCAUAGAAAACACUUUCGGCCUUUUAAAGGGGCGUUUUCGUCAAUUAUUAAAAUUAGAUUUUGCAUUGACUGAAAAAGAUGCCAAUUUUGUUCUGGCUUGUUGUGUUUUACACAAUAUGUGUUCAGAGUCAGAUGAUAUCAUUAUCACAGAACUACCACGAGAAGAACCUCAGCAUAUAAUAUUAGCAGAUUUAAAUCCAAGAUCUUUAGAUGCUCGUACAAAAGGAAUGACAAAACGCCUAAUAUUAUCAAACUCAUUGUAA
This is a messenger RNA of Aphis gossypii (cotton aphid), 693 nucleotides long. Its product is annotated as putative nuclease HARBI1. The coding region runs from base 1 to 693 and encodes 230 amino acids. The transcript is spliced from 2 exons. Lineage: Eukaryota; Metazoa; Arthropoda; Insecta; Hemiptera; Aphididae. The record is from RefSeq and is a predicted model, not a curated record.